Molecule: messenger RNA, 492 nt
Organism: Populus nigra (black poplar)
Lineage: Eukaryota; Viridiplantae; Streptophyta; Magnoliopsida; Malpighiales; Salicaceae
Product: deoxyuridine 5'-triphosphate nucleotidohydrolase-like
Exons: 3
Coding region: 1-492 (163 amino acids)
Biological process (GO): dUTP catabolic process; dUMP biosynthetic process
Molecular function (GO): dUTP diphosphatase activity; magnesium ion binding
Source: RefSeq, a predicted model, not a curated record
AUGGGGGAAGAAGGGUUACCUGGCGGGGCUGUGGCGGAGGCCGGUGGUGGUGCCUUGGUUCACGGACGGCGGCUCCAGGCGGCGCUGCGGCUGUUUCCAGUGGCAGAGAGUGAGGUUGUUCCUCUUCCCUCGUCCUCCGUUUCCAUUUCCUUCCGUUUUCUCUCCUUUCUUCUUCCUCUUUGUGUUCUUGGGUCUCUUUAUAGAGCCAAGGGGCGGGGCUUUUUAGAGGUAGAGGUACGGCUUCCCCAUUUUCCUGGUAGGCGUGCGGCGGGUGGUCGGCCAGUGGGCGUGGCUGGCGAGGAGCGGCUCCCUCGGUUUUCUGGUAAGAGGCCCUAUUUGGGUUAUCAAUCUAAUGUUGAUUUCAAGGUAAAGGUUGGCGAUAGAAUAGUGCAGUUGAUUCUUGAGAAAAUUGUAACUCCUGAUGUCAUGGAAGUCGAGGAUUUGGAUGCAACUGUGAGAGGUGUUGGAGGGUUUGGAUCUAUUGGUGUUUGA